Messenger RNA from Neopelma chrysocephalum (saffron-crested tyrant-manakin), 8085 nucleotides. RefSeq names its product SH3 domain GRB2 like endophilin interacting protein 1 (gene SGIP1). Gene Ontology annotation, biological process: clathrin-dependent endocytosis; clathrin coat assembly; synaptic vesicle endocytosis. The transcript is spliced from 24 exons. Gene Ontology annotation, cellular component: clathrin-coated vesicle; plasma membrane; clathrin-coated pit. Lineage: Eukaryota; Metazoa; Chordata; Aves; Passeriformes; Pipridae. The coding region runs from base 305 to 2656 and encodes 783 amino acids. The record is from RefSeq and is a predicted model, not a curated record.
CAUGUGAGGAGGUGCGGGGCGGGAGGCAUCGGCUGCGCCGGAGCCGAGCCAGGCUCGUCCUCCCUUUCUCUCAGCAUCCUCCGUGAUGCGAUCCUGGAGGUGAUACAGGCACAGCAGCAUCCAUGGCCUGCCCUUAGCGCCAGCAUUCCUGCUUUAUCCUCCGUGAUAUUCUGGCAGCGAACCGAGCCCGGCGUCGGAGGCGUUUGGUUGGCGAAGGGCUGACGUUGAGUGGCUGGUAACCGGGAUCGUAUUCUCCUGUAUUUUUUCAGGCUCCUUGGAAAUUGAGGAAUGCAAUUCUGCCACCAUGAUGGAAGGAUUGAAAAAACGUACCAGGAAGGCCUUUGGUAUACGGAAGAAAGAAAAGGACACUGAUUCCACGGGUUCACCAGACAGGGAUGGCAUCAAGAAGACAAAUGGAGCCCCGAAUGGAUUUUACGCGGAGAUUGACUGGGACAGAUAUAAUUCACCUGAGCUUGAUGAGGAGGGAUACAGCAUCCGACCUGAGGAACCAGGCUCUACCAAAGGAAAGCACUUCUACUCCUCAAGUGAAUCCGAGGAGGAAGAGGAGGCGCACAAGAAGUUCAACAUCAAGAUCAAGCCCCUGCAGGCCAAGGAUGUCCUGAGAAGCGCGGCCACUGUGGAUGAACUGAAGGCCUCCAUAGGCAACAUUGCACUUUCUCCAUCCCCUGUGAGGAAAAGUCCGCGGCGCAGCCCGGGGACAAUUAAAAGGAAUUUAUCCAGUGAGGAGAUCACACGGCCCCGGCGCUCCACACCAACACCAGACCCUGCCAGCAAGAAAACAGGGGAGGAUCCUGCUGCACUGGCUCCACUCUUCGGGCCCCCCUUGGAGUCGGCGUUUGAGGAGCAGAAGCUGGACGCUGCUCUAGAUCAGCCUGAGAUCUGGGGUUCAGUCCAGCCCAUCAACACAAGUGUAGAGUCCCCGAAACUUCCGAGACCUUUUCCAACUGGAACUCCUCCACCGCUCCCACCGAAGAACAUCCCGGCCACGCCGCCGCGCACCAGCUCCCCCCUGCCUGUGGGAAUAGGAGGGGACCAGGCAGCAGCAGAGCCCAAAAGGGACAAACUCCCGUCCAUCAAUGACUUGGACAGCAUUUUUGGCCCCGUGCCGUCCCCCAAAUCUGCUGCUGCAAACGCAGAAGACAAGUGGGUCAAUUUUUCUGAUCAAUCCCCGGAAAACGCGGCUCCGGAGUUGACGCCCCGGGAAAAAGCGGGAUCCCCGCCGGCGGCAGCGGCCGGUCCAGCCAAUGCUCCCGCGGCGGAGCCCUCCCGCCCGCUGCCCUCGCCGCUGCACCUGGAGGAGGUUCACAAGAAGGUUUCUGAGCACCUGAAGGAUGAGAACGUGGAGCCGGUGGCCUCUCCCAAAGAUUUUGGGCCGGGACAGAGAGCGACCCCGCCGCCCCCUCCGCCGCCCACCUACCGCACGGUGGUCUCGUCCCCCGGACCGGGCGCCAGCACGGGCAGCACCAGCGGUUCCUCAUCGCCGGCUCGCCCUGGAACGCCACUGGCCACCUGUGGCACCCCCCCGCCACCGCCCCCCCGGCCCCCCUCCCGGCCCAAGCUGCCCCCCGGCAAGCCCCCCGUCGCUGACGUGUCCAGGCCUUUUAGCCCUCCUAUCCACUCAUCCAGCCCUCCUCCGAUAGCACCUUUAGCCCGUGCUGAAAGUACUUCUUCCAUAUCUUCCACCAAUUCCCUGAGUGCAGCCACCACUCCCACCGUUGAGAAUGAACAGCCUUCCCUCGUUUGGUUUGACAGAGGAAAGUUUUAUUUGACUUUCGAAGGGUCAUCACGGGGGCCCAGCCCCCUCACCAUGGGGGCACAGGACACCCUGCCUGUCGCUGCCGCCUUCACAGAAACAGUCAAUGCGUAUUUCAAAGGGGCCGACCCCAACAAGUGUAUCGUGAAGAUUACAGGGGAGAUGGUGCUGUCAUUUCCAGCAGGCAUCACCCGACACUUUGCCAACAACCCCUCUCCGGCGGUGCUCACCUUCCGUGUGCUGAACUACAACAGGCUGGAGCAUGUCCUGCCAAACCCCCAGCUCCUCUGCUGUGACAGUGUGCAGAGUGACACCAACUCAAAGGAGUUCUGGGUCAACAUGCCAAAUCUGAUGACUCACCUAAAGAAGGUAUCGGAACAGAAACCGCAAGCCACCUAUUACAAUGUGGAUAUGCUCAAAUACCAGGUAUCUGCCCAGGGUAUUCAGUCUACUCCAUUAAACCUUGCAGUGAGCUGGCGGUGUGACCCUGCAAGCACUGACCUCCGCAUCGACUACAAAUACAAUACAGAGGCAAUGACCACACCGGUAGCUCUAAACAACGUCCAGUUCCUCGUCCCCGUCGACGGAGGAGUAACCAAACUUCAAGCUGUGCUUCCUCCUGCUGUCUGGAAUGCUGAACAGCAAAGGAUAUUGUGGAAGAUCCCUGAUAUCUCUCAGAAGUCAGAAAAUGGAGGUGUGGGGUCUCUGCUGGCCCGGUUCCAGCUGUCAGAGGGGCCGAGCAGCCCGGCCCCACUGGCCGUGCAGUUCACCAGCGAGGGCAGCACCCUGUCCAGCUGCGACAUUGAGCUUGUGGGCGCCGGGUACCGCUUCUCCCUCAUCAAGAAAAGGUUUGCAGCAGGUAAAUACUUGGCUGAUAACUGAUGGAAGCUUAUGCAAGUCUAUGGAAAAUACUAUGGAAAAUACCCAAGGACUGCUGUGUGUGGAACGGGUUUUAAUUACAGUUUAAGGAAAAUGAACUAAAUCCUGUACUUGGGACAUUUCUGUUGGAAGUGUCGACAACUUUCAGCAUUUUUUUUCCUUGGAAAACACCGUCUUGACCAGUCCUACAGUAUUUACUUCUAGAUGUAACAUUGUUAAUGGUUUUAAAAUGUAAUUAUUGUAUUUGUAAAUUGUACUCAUUCCAGUAAGGCUGUAUUUUGGCAGUUAGACACUUGAGUUUUAGCAUUUUACCAUUCAUGAAAUGGAUGUAAUUUAAACUGUGGUAUAUAAAUCUAAUAGUAGUACUGUUGAAUGGCACAAUGCUUACAGAGGUAGAUUACAUUUUGUCAAUAUAUACAAUUUAAAUACAAUACUGGUAGCUGUUAUGAAGGGGGCGCCUCAUCAAAAGAGAGUUCAGUAGAGCCCACAUGCUGAUUUACUUUCCCUUCAAUCUUUAGUACGUCUCACAGCGAUGAAUAAAAAGCUUAAUCUUCAGGUUUAGCUGGUUUAACUCCAGAGAAAUAUUGCCGUAAAGGUGGAGGUCACUAGCACAGUCUCCCAGGAAAAAAAUCUACAAGGAGUAUUUAUUCCAAAUUCCCAACCUGCCCUGUGUUCUCUUACAGCUGCAGAUUCCCUGUCAGGAGUCCCGGCAGCAUGUGGGUGACCAACAUUUCUCUUUACCCCAUGUCCAUAUAUUUUGCAGGGAUUCAGAUAAGGAAAUAAGUAGCAAAGAGACUGGGUGGUAAAUCUGAGCUUACAGCACUGUCAGGAAAUGUUCCUGCUGUUUUUAAGGAUGCGUUUUCCGAGCCGCCUCCAGAUUUUUGGUUGCAUUUUUAUAUUCCUUUGCUCGCUUUUCUGCCUUGCCCCCCAUUUUUGAAAGCCCAAUGGGUUUAGAAAAUGUUUUACAGACAUGCAGCCCCCCGAGGCCUUUCCAUUUUACCACUAAGGCAGAAAAGUGUGUAUGGACUGGGAAACAACUCCCUGGGGAACUGCCAAAAUACAGUGGGGCAGGAGCCAGCCUCGCUGGCAUUGGGAGCAGCUCUCUCCUGGAGAUGGGAAAAUACAUGAAAUUGCUAAACGGGAGGCUGAGGAUCAAAAAAUUAUCCCUCUGUGUUUUUCCUGGGAGCUGGUGUCCUGCUGCUCAUCCCUGUGCAGCAUUUGGGAUCUUGUUGACAUUGGUCUCAUCCUACUUCUGGCAACACGGUGAUGGCAUUGGUGGCAUUAAUGGCACAGCAUCUCUGAGAUGUGGAGCUUGUUUAAUGGGAGAAUUUGGCAAUAUUGGGAAAGAAAAGAAGGGCUCUUUACAAAAUUAAACACAGUUGCAGUUCAGAUGCACAGAGAAGCUCAGGAGCAUCCACUGAACUGGGUGCUGGGGACUUCGGGAAUGUGUAAGAUGACAAAUAGUUCUGAUUUUACAGUCAUAAAUGUUGCCAGGACUAGGCUUGUGUAUUUGCAUUGGAAAACUUAGACUGGGCAUGUUGGGAAGUGCUUGAUUAUUGCGCAGUUUGGAUUGAUGUAGAAAAACAGAGAGCUGUGCCCAUCUUAAAAAAAAAUAAGGAAAUUUGGAGAUAUUUCAAGUCUGAGGUGACUCCCAGGCUGUGAUUUGUAUGACUGAGGGGUGAAUUGUGUGUGUGCAUUCACAAAAGGCAGCAACAGGGAAGAUAAAGCACAAUUUGGUUCUGCAACUUCCCACAUCUUGGCAGAUUUUGGAAGUACACUCAGCAGUGCUCCUGAAUGGAGUGUCCCACUCCAUUAAUGAUUUUCCCCCUGAACUGGAAAUAUGUAUAAAGUGUGUAACCCACCCCUUUCUGAUACAGGAAUACAGGGCAAACCCUAAGAAUCAGUUUGUGCGUCAUCACUUCAUGCUGUGUACAAGUGUUACAAACUCAUCCUUCCAAAAGAGAUCUAUGGCAUAGGCCCAAAAAUAAGGGGUUUAUUGUGUAAAUAUUACCAGAACAUAGAGAUUUUACUUUAUAUUUCAUUCGAAAGACAAGGUGUUUACAUAGCAUUGGGUUUUUGAAUGCUUUUUAAACAGAAAAACCCAUAACCCAAAGCUUCCAAGCUCGUCCCAUUUGUGCUGUGGCACAAAAUGGAGUCACUUUUUUGGGAUGCAGCUCCUGUGGCCUAGGUAGAGAGAUAGGGCAGUUCUGUGCACUUUCUGGGGUGAAUUGGCUGGCAGGUCUGUGUCCAAUGUGCCAUGACACUUCCAGCCCCACAGGGAUGUGGUUUGCCCUCCAGCCAUGGGCAGGUGACACCAAACCCACAACACCGGGACCAAAACCAGCGGUUUGGGACAGAGGACAAGUUCCUUCCAUAUUGCUUUGGCCAGUUUUUUUGCAUAGUGUUUUAGCAGAGUACCACAGGGAUGCUGGUUUUGCUGGGCGUUUGUCUUCUUGCACGUAUGAAUGUGGCACCCCAGUGUUACCCAAUGUGGGGAACACAACUGUUGUUGUUCCCGAGUCCAAAGUGCAAGAGCCUGGUCUUCUUCCUGUCUCGCUUUGAGAAAGUCUCAGCAGAAAAAGGUUAUGGGCAGCAGCUUAGGUUGGUCUGAGUGUUUAAUGUAGAACGUCAAAUAGGAGCAUGUAUAGGGAUGUAUAUCGCUCACAGCCAAGAAUUACUUCCCAAUGUCCCAUCUAACCCUGCCCUCUGACAGUGGGAAGCCAUUCCCCCUUUCCUGUCACUCCAAGCCCUUGUCCCAGAUCCCUCUCCAGCUCUUUUGGAGCCCCUUUAGGCACUGGAAGGGCUCUAAGAUCUCCCUGGAGCCUUUUCUUCUCCAGGCUGAACACCCCCAGCUUUCUCAGCCUGUCUCCAGAGCAGAGGGGCUCCAGGCCUGGGAGCACUCCUAGCGGGAAGCACCACUGCUCUGUUUCCCAGCAUGUGGUCCAGCAGGUCUUUUGCCAAGUCAGACAGAGGCUGGAAAGGGGGCCCAGCCCUCUGGCACUGCCCAGCUCUAGCACUCCUGAGCUCAGCAGCACUCUGAUCUAUCUGAGUGAAAAAAAGGACAAAGAAAGGAGGCAUUAAAAAAAAAUAUGUGGUUGCAUGCACAGAAAGGCUUUAGCUCAGUUACUCCCAUGGACCCUUCCCUUUAGACUGUGUCUCAGCAACCUCUCCCAGAGGAAUUUUCCCCUGGGAAUUUCAGCAGCCCACACCUGCAGAGUCAAAGUUCCUCUGAUGGAGCAGGAGGGUUUUCCCCCACAGACACCUGAAGACUUGGGUUUUUAGAUGUCAGGAGCAGGAAGUAAAUUUUUUUGGUGACUUUUCUCCUGUUUGUUGUAAACAGUCAGGAUUCUCAGUCAGCUUAUGGUGCUCCUCACAGGAGACCUUUCAGACCAAUUUUCUACUUUAACAAUAUUUCUUCAUAACUGUGAAAUCACUCACUAGUAUGAAAUACUACCAAAUAAUGAGCUUUUCAUUUGGUGCCUGCAUUUGGUGCCUCUUAAAUAUCACUCCCCUGUUCAAUAAUUCUUAUUUUUGCUGUCAUUCAGGAUUUCAUUUAAAUUACUUUGCCUUUGAUCUGUCCUUUCAGGUUUUAUCUGUUAAAAGUUUUUUAAAACAUAGGAGGCAAAAACCUAGAAAUUUCUGUUGGAAUGUCAUCCUGUUUUAGCCAGGCAGGAAGGGGAUGGAGAGGGAAGGCUGCAGCCACCCAAGAUUCCUUCAGCACAAGCAUCACAUAAAGAGUCACCACUUCACUUUCUCCCAGUAGAGGCAUUUUAAAAGACUGGAGUGCACUGAGAAGAUUUUUAAAAGACUUAAGAAGGAAUCAUAAAAACAUUCAGACCUCAUCCUUGGCUACCAAUCUCUGUCAGCAACUGUUUCCAGGCCCACUGGGCACAUGGGGCAGUUUUGGGUCACAGAGGAAUCCUGCUCCGUUCCACCUCUUUUUUGACAUACUGCCCAUGGAUCUGUUACCCAAACACCCAACAUCUACUUAAAAAAACCUCACAUCCAUGCACUAAGUAUGGAGUGGUUUUUCCCCUACUCUUCUGUUGGUUCUAUGUGAAAACAUCUUGGUUAAAACACUUAAUUUUGAAGCUUGACAUAUUUUAUAUGUAACAUCAUGUCAUACUUUCCUGGUAAGAAAUUACUGCCUCAAAGAUUUCAUUUCAUAGCCAGAAUUCUUCUGUUCUUUUUCUCACCAUUUCCCAAGGAAAGUAAUCCUUGCAGAGCUGGGGAGGUUUUAUAAUAAUCAGGAUUUUAGUUCUUAUUUCAAUCGGGAUUUUAGUUCUUAUUUCACUGCAAGGCUAGGAAAAGAUUUGCAGGAAUACGCCCUGCUCCUGCCUUCCCUUUCCCUUUAGGAGGGAUGAUGCUGCUGGCAAUGGUUCUUGAAACCAUGAGCGUUAAAGUGGUGAUGCUCUUCCAAGGUUUUCAGACAAGCAGGACUCGGCACAGGCCAUGCAGGAUGUGGUGAAACACACCAGGUUUUAGUGAGGCAUUUGGGAUAUCUUGUUCCUCCAUUAGAAAUCCCACUCUUUCUAGGUACAGCCAUCCUGCUGUCAGGUUCCUCAUCCACACAGGGAUGGGCUUUUCCACUCCAAAAUGCCUUAAGGUUGAUGAAAUCACCUGGUUGCUUGGAUUAUAUAAAACACGUGGAGAUGUUGGUCAUGGUGAGCGAGGAAUCCCAUUGGAAUGUGUUGUGAAGCUCCUUCCUGCAGCCAGGGCUGGUGGGUGGAGGGCAUGGAAUGUAGGAGAACCUCACCAAGACACCCCAGCAGUGAAUCAGAUUUCCCCAGGUAUCACCCUGUAUCAUUUUAUGAACUCCCUCAUGUAUAAAAUGUUUAUAAAUAUUUGUGGAUUAAGAUACACAGGUCUAUUUUUAAGAUUUAAGUUAAAUAAGUUAAUGAAUGGCUGGCCUUUUUUGCCUAAACGUGCAAUGAGAUAUAUUAUACCUUUAGUCUACGAUGGCCUAGGUACUGCUUAGUCUGUGAUGAAAACUUUGCUGCUUUCCUACUGUUCUCAGAGAAAAAAAAAACUGUAAAAGACGUACAGGUUUGUUGCACAGGGACUACUGCAGCGAAGCUUUGUAUUUGACCACUGGUAAUAUGAAUGUGUUGUAUUGACUUGUUGAAGAUAAUCAUGAAACAACAUAUUUUAAAUGUUACUUGCCUUAUAGAUUAGAGUACGACUAUGUGGAUAUCAUUUUUGUAAAUACUGUUUUUUAUAAAUGUCUCUCCUCCAUUCUCCUUGUCACCCAUUUCACCGAAUCUCGAAUAUGCAAUUAUUUACCAUGCAUAACGUUGCGACAGAUAAAUCCCCAUGUCAGAACAAAGUUUAUGGAUUCUAUACAUAAGAUCCACAUUAAAUUCCCAAUUGAGUUGCAAUUUAAAUGUGAUAUUAUUUUUUCCUUGAAAAUAAACAAAAACAGUAAAACAAUA